This is a messenger RNA of Iphiclides podalirius (scarce swallowtail), 2433 nucleotides long. NCBI's taxonomy places the organism in Eukaryota, Metazoa, Arthropoda, Insecta, Lepidoptera, Papilionidae. The record is from the annotation of a GenBank genome assembly.
AUGGGUCCACGGAAACGCGUGAUUCAAAAAUCUGUUAAUAAUGUGGAGGAAAAGGUAGUCAAGAGGUCGACACAUAGGAUAAUUAGUGUAAAUCCUUCUAUGACUACAAUUAGACGUUCUAAGGCAAGUACCUCUUCAACCACACCCACAACACGCAAGAAAGUGAUAGCACAUUUAAAAACUGACUCUCCAACUGCUGGUAAAAAUUCCAAAUCCAGGAUUGUGACUACAUCGAAUUUGACUAAGAAUGAAAUUAAGGUCACAUUGGCUAAUGAGGUUGUACAGGCUCACUUUAAGAGGAGCCCUUUAGUUGGUGAAAACAAGUUAAAAAGUAUGAAUGGAGAAACUCUCAAUAAAUCGAAUGUAAAAUCUGUCACUCAUGCUGCUACUAAUAGUGAUGUUGUCAAGGAUCAUUUUGCCAAAAAAUCUGUAGUUAGUAAAAACCAGCCUGCAAAAUCAAAUAUCAAGAGGAGAUAUGUUUCAAAGAAAAAUAGGGAUGAAAAAGAUGCUGGUGUAAAGAAAAUUACAUCUUUGGCUAUAAGUACAAAUGGCUUCGAUGAUGGCUCUGCUUUCGAAGCAACACCUGAACCUAAACGCAAGAGAGGCAGACCUAAAACCGGGCGAAAACGGAAUACAGAAAGUCCACUCACAUUAGAUGCUGUCAGUGGAAAAAACGAAGCAGACCAGCAGUGUGUCACGCCUAAACUGAAAAGUAAUGAUAUUAAUCCCAAAACAAAAACUAAAGCAGCUCAAAGUUGUGCAAUAAACAAAACACAUAGGUCUAAACCACGAAGAAAGAUUGGAAAUGCUAUGGAAGAUGAUUCUAGAGUCAUAAAAGUGCCAAGAAAUACUAAGGAAGAUGAUUCUAGAGUCACAAAAGUACCAAGAAAUGCUAAGGAAGAUGAUUCUAGUGUCACAAAAGUGCCAGGAAACGCUAAGGAAUAUGAUUCUAGAGUCACAAAAGUACCAGGAAAUGCUAAGGAAGAUGAUUCUAGAGUCACAAAAGUAGCAGGAAAUGCUAAGGAAUAUGAUUAUAGAGUCACAAAAGUGCUAGGAAAUGCUAAGGAACAUGAUUCUAGAGUCACAAAAGUAGCAGGAAAUGCUAAGGAAUAUGAUUAUAGAGUCACAAAAGUGCUAGGAAAUGCUAAGGUAGAUGGUUCUAGAGUCACAAAAGUACCAGACCCGUCUAGCAAUGAACAUUUGCAACAACAAGCAACAACUUUAAACGAAAAUAAAUGUGUUGACGUUCGCAAUAUAAUACCAGGACGAAUGGUAUUCAGGAAACAAUCAUCUUCUUCCGAAUAUGACGAUUUUAAUUUCUCUGAUGUCGAUCAAACAAGAGAGAGCUUUGAAAAACACGAAGAAACUGAGUAUUUUGCUAAGCCCGCUACAGUUGAGCGAAAAUAUGACAAGGCAUCUAACAAAACUGAAACGACAAGCAAUCCAGUGAGUGAAAAUGCGAAACGGGAAAAGGAAGCAGAAUUAGACAGCCUUGAUUUUGUUUCACAUGAAGACAAAUGCAAUGAUGACGACGACGCGUUAUCACUGUACGCUGAGAGUAUAAGCGGCUUCGAAUCAUAUAAAAACAAUAGCACGGUAACCUGUGCACCUAAUACAGAUAAUGAGGACUCCAAUGAGUAUGUACCGCGACCUGUAAAUAAGAAUGGAAUCAAACCUAGUCAAACAAUCACCUACAUGCCAACUAAGAUUACUGAAGAACAAAAACAUGAAGGUGCUGAGGGACAAGUUCAAAGUACGAUAUCGGUUCAUGAGGAGCGAAUUGAGUUAAAUGAACGAUAUCAAAGAACUAAGGCAGUUUGUGAAAAACAAAACGCUGAUUCUACAUCAAUUAAUAAGGAACCCCAGGAUUCUGAGAGAUUCUUCAAAAGUUCCGAUCAAUCUACGAACGUAAUUGAAAAAACAUAUGCACAACCGGGCUCGAUCCGGGAAGAGAACAAAGAGCUAUUUGAUCAAUUACAAGAGCUCAAAAAUCAAAUUUUACUGAAUAACUCUUUAUUUACAAUGACUUCUGAGACCUUAGAAAAAACUAAAUCGACGGCUUUUGGGGAGUUGGAAAAAAGGUGUUCGCCUGAUACAACUAAUCUGGAUCAUUCGUGCAAAACAUAUGUGGAUCCUGGUGUAUCGCACGUGAUAGAUUCAAAUAGAACAUGUUCAUUUGUGACAACUAGAAGUCUAAUAAACAACUCUGCAUCUAGUCCCAGUCUGUCACUUAAUCACGAAGACGCCCAAGGAAAGCGUGGCCCGAUAUGGAACAACAAAACUAUAUUAAAUCAAAGAAUAGUGGUCUCCAACUUAAAUCCUGCUGCUCCAAUGACGAUGCAUAAGGGAAGGCCCAACUUUAAAUGUUACCUGAAAAGGCAUCAUGGAAAAAGCCCAUCUAUAUACAAGAGACUAUUUGGAAAGCAGUUUUUA